This is a messenger RNA of Ostrea edulis (European flat oyster), 5632 nucleotides long. RefSeq names its product syntaxin-1A-like. Lineage: Eukaryota; Metazoa; Mollusca; Bivalvia; Ostreida; Ostreidae. Gene Ontology annotation, molecular function: SNAP receptor activity; SNARE binding. Gene Ontology annotation, cellular component: SNARE complex; membrane; endomembrane system. The record is from RefSeq and is a predicted model, not a curated record. The coding region runs from base 4605 to 5528 and encodes 307 amino acids. Gene Ontology annotation, biological process: intracellular protein transport; vesicle-mediated transport; vesicle fusion. The transcript has a single exon.
GGUUACACAAUUCAUCUUGUGACUGGGAAGUCAUAGCAAUGAACCCCACUUGUGCAUAGACAUAAUUGGUUUUCGUUCGUCGUACGUUGUGCGUCGUAUGUUAACAAUUGAACAUUUUUAACUUCUACUUGAUAACUACCAGUCCAAUUCUUUUCAAAUUAGGUAGGGGGACAUAAAUUGUAAAUUUCAGGACUCCUGCACCCCUGGGGCCCUAGGGACGGAGCAAAAACUGCCCAAAGUUGACCAAUUUUCAGAAAUCUUCUUCUCAAGAACCACACACAUAUAAGAAAAAACUAAAUACAUAGUGAUGUAUAGCAGGAAGGCCUCUACCAAAAUUGUAAAUUUCAUGAUCCCCAGGGUAGGGGUUCUGACCCCAGGGUAGGGCCAAACUUGGUAUAUAGUGUUUAUGUGUAAAACACUAAUAUAACAUCUUGUGUGAACAAUAGAAUUUUUUUUACUUCUUCUUGAUAACUGUCAUUCCAAUUCUUUUCAAAUUUAGUAUGAAGCAUCUUUGGAACAAGGGGGACAUAAAUUGUAAACUUCAGGAUUCCUGCACCCCUGGGGCCAUAGGUAGAGGCGGGACAAAAACUGCCCAAAAUUUACCAUUUUUCAAAAAUCUUCUUCUCUAGAACCCCACAUGUGUAAGAAAAACAAAAUGCAUAGUGAUGUAGAGCAGGAAGGCCUCUACCAAAAAUGUAAAUUUCAUGAGCCCUGGGGUAGGGGUUCUGGUCCCAGGGCGGGGCCAAACAGUGUUUAUGUAUAAAACACUUAAAUAACAUCUUUAGUAUUAUUGAUAUUAAAUUGAAACUAAAUGGAUAUUUAGAAAGAGCAGGUAGUCUGUUACCAAAAUUGUAAAUUUGAUGAUCCCCAGGGAAGGGGUUCUGACCCCAGGGUGGGGCCAAACUUAGUAUAUAGUAUUUAUGUGUAAAUUUGCUGAUACUGUAUAAAAUCUAAAUGCAUACUUAAGUAGGAUUAGCAGAAAAAGAUGUACAAAAAAUGGUGAAUUUCACAACCAGGGUUUUCACUCUAGGAUGGGUCCAAAUUAGUCCUAUCUUUUAAUGUUUGAAUGUGAAUAUAUACCGAUUAUAUUAUGUAUAGCCUUUCAUCAGUGUAUGCACUUUUGAGGGCAUUGAAGUUUUAAGAACACAUCUUGUUUUAUACUUUUGCUGAACAUUAGAAUUUAGCUUAGAUAUUCAGAACAGGAAAUUUUUUCUAGAUUUCAUACCCCUUGGGAAUAGUGAUACUUUUUCACUAGUACUCAGGUGACCGAUAAGGCCUUUGGGCCUCUUGUUCUUGAUAACUAUCAUUGCAAUUCUUUUCAAAUUUAGUAUGAAGCAUCUUUGGAACAAGGGGUACAUAAAUUGUAAAUUUCAGGAUUCCUAGGGCCUUAGGGGCAGGGCAAAAACUGCCCAAAAUUGACCAAUUUUUAAAAUCUUCUUUUCUACAACUGCAUAUGUUUAAGAAAAACUAAAUGCAUAGUGAUGUAGAGCAGGAAGGCCUCUACCGAAAUUGUAAAUUUCAUGAUCCCCAAGUUAGGAGUUCUGACCCCAGGGUGAGGCCAAACUUGGUAUAUUGUAUUUAUGUGUAAAACACUUAAAUAACAUCUUCUUUAGUGUUAUUAGUCCCCUACCGACGAAUUCGAAGGGGACUUUAGGUUUGCGCUCCCCCGUCCGUCUGUCCGUUAGUCCAGUUUUCCGCACUUUUUUCUCUGUUCUUGCAGAUAUUUAUUUGAUAUUUGGUACAUUGCUUUGCCAUAACAAGUUACAGAUCAAGUUCGAAUUUGGUCCCAGUCUGUUGAUUUUUCACUUAGUUAUGGUCCUUGGACUUAGAAAAAUAGCGUGAAUUAUCAGCUUUCCGGACUUUUUUUGGUUGUGCCUGCAGAUAUUCAUUUGAUAUUUGGUACAUUACUUUGCCAUAUUAAGUUACAGAUCAAGUUCGAAUUUCGUCUCAGUCCGUUGAUUUUUCAUUAAGUUAUGAUCCCUUGGACUUAUAAAAAUAGUGUGAAUUUUCAGUUUUCCGGACUUUUUUUGGUUAUGCUAGCAGAUAUUUAUUUGUUAUAUGGUACAUUGCUUUGCCAUAACAAGUUACAGAUGAAGUUCGAAUUUUGUCUCGGUCUGUUGAUUUUUCAUUAAGUGAUGGCCCUUGGACUUAGAAAAAUAGCAUUAAUUAUCAGUUUUCCAGACUUUUUUUGGUUGUGCUUGCAGAUGUUCAUUUGAUAUAUGGUACAUUGCUUUGCCAUAACAAGUUACAGAUCAAGUUCGAAUUUCAUCUCAGUCCAUUGAUUUUUCAUUAAGUUAUGGCCCUGCAUGGACUUAGAAAAAUAGAAUGAAUUGUUAGUUUACAUCCAAGUUUCUUAUCUUUGUAGAUAAGAGUACUACUUCUAGCAUAGUAAUACAACAAUAUAGCUAAAUUAUUCAUGAUCACCUACAUGUCACAGUUUAUUGACUUGGUUAAAGACCUAAACCCAAUUAUAAAUUACUCUUUUUUUCCUGAUCUAGUCUCUACUCGAAUAGUAGUUGAUUUCCUUUCCUGGUUCCCCAAUUUUCCCUUUUACCAUAAACUACAUAAUGAACUUUGAAUACUGUUGUGAUACAGUAAUUUUUACAACCGGUAGGGGACUAUGUAUUGCCAUUCAAUACUCUCAGAAUGCUUGUUGAUACUAAAUUGAAACUAAAUGGAUAUUUAGAAAGAGCAGGUAGUCCUUUACCAAAAUUGUAAAUUUGAUGAUUCCCUGUUUAGGGUUUCUGAUGCCAGGGUGGGGCCAAACUUAGUAUAUAGUAUUUAUGUAUAAGUUUGCUGAUACAUGUACUGUAUAAAAUCUAAAUGCAUACUUAGGAAUAACAAAAUAAGAUGUACAAAAAAUGGUGAAUUUCAUAGCCCUUGGGAGCUAGUGAUACUUUUUCACAGUGAGUACUCAGGUGACAGAUAAGGCCUGUGGGAGUAGUAAUACUUUUUCACUAGUACUCAGGCGAUCGAUAAGGCCUGUGGGUCUCUUGUUGGUGAAGACUUCAGGUCACUAUUUAUGAAGUGACAAUGCUAGAAUGGCACUGCAUCCUCAGGGGGCAGUUGUUUAGCAGACAUGUUGUAAUCAUCUGCUCCAUUUUAUUCCUGGGAAUGGCCCAGAUUUUUAUAUUUAAUACUAAGAGACAAACACUUUUGAACAAGUGUGUGCUCUGCAUUUGUUGUAUGUGUUAAACAGCCAGUAAGAUGCUUCGAUUCCCAGCUCUUGUAAACCAGCAAUGAAAAAAGUUUUAAAUUUGUAGCAAGUGCAGCAUGUACCCUCCAUUUAUUUAGCUCAUUUCAUUUGAUUGACAUAGCAAUUUUCAAACAUAAAUAAAGGUUACAACCAUUAGUAUGGAGGUUUCAGAUAUCCACAUGAUUGAGGCUGUAUCCCAGGAGGAACUCCCUGUUGAUUUUGAUAAAUUUUCACAAAGAUUAUAUUAAAAAUUCUGCAAACAUCAAAACAUUUGUGGCAUUGCAACUGAAAAUACAACUUUCUGUUUGAUAUGCUAAUGCUUUUUUAUGAUCUAGAAAUUUUAUACCAAAGAAAUUUUCACAUGUUAAUUAAGUAUUGUAAACAGUUUUAAAAUGAUUUACAAGGGUUGUAAAAUACUUAGAUUAUUUGUUUUGAAGAAAAAACUACAUGAUUAAUUGCCUCGGGACAAAUCUACCUUUAGCUGCAUGGCCCUUAAUAUAAUGCAGGAGUCAAUACAUUGUUGUGUCUACAAAGAUGUAAUUUUAUUUUUAUCAGUUUAUCUACCGUGACAGACGGCCAACACUUUAUUUAGUAGUGACUGUAUUCAACAACUAGCUUAUUAUACUUAACCAUGAAAUAUUCAUAGCCGACAAAUAAUAUAUGCAAUAAAGACACAACUUUCACUAUCAGAUUUUUAUUUUGGGACGUUGUUGAGUCGUGGAUGUUAGGGUAAUCUGAUAGGUGUAGAGCGAGACAGAGUGUUAUACUUUAGACCCUGAUCAUUUCUUAUAUAUGCUGUGUAUGUAUGUAGGUUUUAACAAGUGCCAUUUAAUAUAUGCAUGCACACCAGGAUUUUGUAGGCUAUGGACAGCUUAAGGAGAUAAGACAAACUAUUGGAUUAAACGGUGGAUUUAAAAUUAGAAUUGUGAAACCCACUAUUGAUUAGUACAUGUAGUGGUUGAUUAACAUUGUGAUGUUCUAGCUUUGUAAGGGAGAUAUUCAUUGAUAUGGAACACGUCUUAACCCGCUGGAGUGCCUCAAAGUCAAGCUCGAGUGACUCACAAUGUAGUGUGUCCUAAUCAUUGACAAAUUCCCAGUCGAGAAAGAAAAUUUAGACAAGGAAUUUCCCACAAAGUGAAAGUCUUAGAAUACCAGAAGUAACAUACCCAAGUCAACCUGACCAACUAAUGUAACUGACGGAGUGUUCACUGUGUUGAGAUACUGGAUAGGACAUGGAUUGUUGUAAUCAACAGGUGAUUUAGAUCAUUUACCUGGACAUGUUCUGUGUGUGUUUACUAUGAGAUUUGGAUAUCUAAUGAGCAUUUUUAAGAUAGAGCAGUUUGUUCAUUAAGGGAUAUAUACCUGACAUAUUGACUAGUUGUGAGGAUUAAACAAACAGGGAUAUAAAAUGACCAUUCGGGACCGGUUACCGGAGUUUGAAGCCAAGCGUGAUCAGUAUGAGAGAGAAAGCAUGCGGGGAAAGAAAGACAAGAAGUCCAAAAAGGAAGAGGAGGACCUUUCCUUACCAGGGUUCCUGGAUAAAGUGAAGGGGAUGGAGGGUAAACUGGCCCUGCUCAAAGCAGACGUCAGCGAACUAAAAAAACUGCAGAACACUUUGUACUGUGCUCCAAAAGUGUCAGAGGCAGACAUUCAGAAGAUGGAAAAUUUAGCCGACCAAAUUCUCUCCAGUUCCAUCACCAUUAGGAAAGAAAUUGAACUUUUGUCGUCUGCUGGCUCAGACCCAAAGUCACAGAAAAAAGGACUAAUUCUGUCUAACGCUGAGCAGCGUGUACAGAACCUGCAGGUGGACAGGCUUUCUCAUGAGCUGAGAACUACCAUGAAUGAUUUCAGAAGUAGCCAGGCUAGCUAUCUAGAGAGAACUAGGGCUAGACUUAACAAACAGAGGCAAAUAAUAGGUGAUCCACAAUAUGAUGUGAACACAAACUCAGUAAACUUGGACUUGAAUUUUCAGAAUGCCAAUGCCUUUGUAGAUCCCUAUUUCCUGGAAUCUCAGAAAGCAAUUUCAGAAUUGCAGGACAUCCAGGAGAGGGAACGUGAACUUAGUGACCUUGAGAGUCAGAUCCAUGAGGUCAAUAUGUUGUUUAAGGAAAUGCAUGGACUUGUACAAGAUCAGGGCAAAACGAUAGACAGCAUAGAGAAACACGUGGAAGACGCGGCCAAUGAUGUCCAGAGUGGGAAUAAGCAGCUGGACGAGGCCAAGAAGCACCAGUGUGCUGCUAGGAAGAAAAAAAUCAUCUGUUUUUCCAUCUUAAUAAUUGUCAUCAUCAUCGUUGGUAUAAUCAUUGCUGUGACUCUAUCUAAUAACGAAUGAAAAACACUCAUCAUUCACAACACGGCAUGAGUCAUGAAAGAUUGACUGAAAAGCAUCAUAUUUAAAAUGAUAUCAAUGGAGCGACAAUAAAGUUUUACAAUGAG